Molecule: messenger RNA, 558 nt
Organism: Purpureocillium lilacinum
Lineage: Eukaryota; Fungi; Ascomycota; Sordariomycetes; Hypocreales; Ophiocordycipitaceae
Source: RefSeq, a predicted model, not a curated record
AUGCUUCUUGAUUCGGGGGCGUCUGUCAACCGUGCUGACGAUGUGAACCGGACUUGGCUGUACUGGGCAGCUGAGAAGGGGUUUUAUGACAUGGUGAGCUUGCUACUCGCAUAUGGAGCCGAGAUGGACCGAAGCACAAACUGGGGCGAAACUCCGCUAUACACUGCCGCUGUGAAGGGAUACACUUACGUUGUGAAGAUAUUGCUGGAUCAUGGUGCCAAUCCCAACUUUGUCGACAGUAGGAACAAAGAACGCAAAACCUCACUACUUCGGGCGGCAGAAAGAGGCCACCUAGCGAUCGUAAAGCUGCUACUAGAACACACAGCCAACACAAACCACCUUGAUAGGCGGCAAAAAACAGCGCUUAUGUAUGCGUGCGAAAACGGUCACGAAGACAUUGUUCGGAUAUUGCUAGAUCAUGGAGCCGACGUCGACAAUAUGGACAUGUCUGAACGGAACGCACUCUACUACGCAGACAAAGGAUGGAACAAAACUAUUGUGCAACUGCUGCUUGAUCGCGGGGCAGUAGCGACGGCUCCGCGAGGCACAUCGAACUGA